UUCUAUAGAUUUAUACUAGUGGACAUGAUACUUUUAAUAUCAGUUUGCAUGAUUAAAAUUCAUGUGUGCAUAUACCUAACAUACAUGGUACUUGCUGGAAUUUGCUAAGAUGUAUAUAUAUGUAUAUGUAUAAUAUAUAUGAUUACAAUAUAAUAAUCCAUAAAUAUUUAUCUAUUCUGCAUUUGCAUGCAGAUAUACAAACAUAAUAAAAAAAAACCAUAGAGAUGAGAUAUAUUAAGAUUAUUACUUAUGAUAUGAAUAAAUAAUUAAUAUUUAAAAACAAAUAUUUAUAAUCAUGGAUAUAACAAUACACGAUAGACUUAAUGCUUUGCAACAAAUUAGUCAACGAAAAUUUAUUGAAAUAUUAGAUAUAAUUCCUGGUACAAAAGAUUUAAUAAUAGAACAGAAACUUAUAAAAAUACUUGAUAGCUUUAUAGGAGUCACCACACUCAAACGAUAUGAAGUUGACAAAAUAUAUAAGUUGGAGCAAGGAUUAAAACUGUCAAAUAGUCAACGUAUAUUUCUAGUGUCUAGUAAUUUAACUUCUUGUAAAAGAGUACUGGAUCAAAUUCAAUCAGAAAUAUCUCAUAUUACAUCCCAUGUACAGGUCUGUCAUCAUUUAUUAGUUGUACCAUUUAUUCCUACUGUAUUGCAUACAUUAAUAGAAGAAGAAGGACUCAGUGGAUUAAUUACAAUAUAUCCAUUAAGUUAUGAGUUAAUACGAUUAGAUGGAAAUAUUUUAUCAUUUGAAAAUUCAUUAUUUACGGACUUAUAUUAUUAUAAAGAUGGGACUCUUCUACCUGCAAUGGCACGUAAUUUGUGGUCAUUAUAUCUUGUGCUUGGUUCACCCAAACUUAUAUUGUCUUUUGGAAAAUAUAGUCAACAAAUUUUAAGAUUUAUUGAAUCCAUAAAACAGUCUGUAAAAUCUUGUAAAACGGAAAAUGAAAUUGGUGCUUUUAUUUUAAUGGAUAGAAGUUACGAUAAAGUUACUACACUGUUGACACCAGUAACAUACUCAAGUUUAUUAAAUGAAGUUUUUGACAUAAAUGUGGGUGUGAUAUAUACUGGUAAAACACAAAGAAAGUUAGAUCCUGAUAAAGACCAAAUAUAUGGAGAAGUUCGUGAUAUACCCUGUAGUAAUGUCUUCCCAAUAUUACAUGAAAAAACCAAAUCACUCAAAUCUGAACAGGAGGCAAUAGAAACAAUGAAACUUGCUGAAAUGGGACAAUAUAUAACAACAAAAUUACAAAAAUCAAGAGAUAUGACACAACAAUUAGUUUUUCAUAUAUCAGCUUGUCGAACAAUUGUAGACACAUUAGGAUCUGAGUUUCAAACGUUACAAAGCAUUGAAAAAUUGAUACUUGAACGUAAAGGAAGGAAAGAGUGUUUGAACUAUAUUGAGAGAAAUAUAGAUGAAAAUCCAUUGAAAUGUUUACGUCUUUUGUGUCUCUUAUCCAUUUGUAAUGAUGGCAUUGCUUCUUCAGAUUUACAAUCCAUUCAGAAAUUACACCUUCAUGCCCAUGGUUACAAAAAUAUUCCAUUAUUUUAUAAAUUGCAGAAUGUUGGUUUAUUGAAAAUUAAAACAGAAAGUGGUAUUAAUAGAUUAACAGAUCAAAGUAAUGAAUGGACUAGUAAUGUACAACGUUUGAAACUUUUACCAAAUAAUACAAAACAUAUUGAAUCAAAAGGUUCUACAUGUCCCAGCUAUGUUUUUCAUAAUGCUUACAUACCACUUAUAGCACAAAUUUUAAAUAUUGUCGUUAAUCAAGAAAAAGAAAGCAAAAAUUUUGAUGAAAUAUUGAAGUUACCAGAUUCUGUUAUGAAUGGUCAGCGUGGUAUACUGUCACCAAAAAUAAUUGUAAUUUGUAUUAUUGGAGGUAUCUCUAAUGCAGAAAUAGCUGCAUGCAGACUUAUAGAAAAAUCGAUGGGUAUUAAACUUGUUCUCGUAAGUGAUAGUAUAAUAACUGGUAAUAAACUUAUAGAAAAGAUACAAGAAAUAUAAAAUGAUCAUGUAAAAUUAUAUUUAGUUUGAAUAUUUUUUAUUAGUUUUAUAUAAAGAAUUUCUGGAAAGUAAUGUGACGUGAUUUGCUUUAUUUAUCUUAUGUAUAAGUAAUGUCAUAUUAUAAGCGAAUGUAGCAAUAUAAUAAUAACAUUACAUGUUAAA
Molecule: messenger RNA, 2164 nt
Organism: Vespa crabro (European hornet)
Lineage: Eukaryota; Metazoa; Arthropoda; Insecta; Hymenoptera; Vespidae
Gene: Vps33B
Product: vacuolar protein sorting-associated protein 33B
Exons: 7
Coding region: 296-2002 (568 amino acids)
Biological process (GO): vesicle-mediated transport; intracellular protein transport
Cellular component (GO): CORVET complex; lysosome
Source: RefSeq, a predicted model, not a curated record